UCUGCAAUCAAUAUCCUUUGAAAGUGAAAAGACUGCAAUAGUAUUUGGGUUUAGUGAUGCUCUUCUAUCUCGCGUCACUCAUUUAAAUGUCAGUCUGAGUUGUGUCGGUAGCCAGCCCACUUCGCACCUGCUGUCUGUCUCCCGAAAAAACCCACGUCAGGACACGCAGUACGUGGGGAUUCCUAAGGAUUACCCGGCGUGCCCCGCGGGAAAGAUGGCGGUCGAGAAGGAGAGAAGGAGAUAAACUUUAUCUUGCAACAAAAACAUCAAUAUCACUAUCAGAAAUAGGCAGCGAGAGUCGUUUCUAGCUGAUUAGUGUAUUCUCGGGUGACCUGGCGUCCUCACACUCGGUUACUCGUCGCGGACCGAAAGCAGAAAUCAGUGGUGCUCCGCUAGCAAGUGCUAGCCAGGAAGGGAACUGCGGUGUGUGUGUGGUCAAGAGGAAAAAUAGAGGAUAAAGUUUAUUACCACGGACGAAAAGUGGGGUGCUGUUUUGGAAGCACAUACGGUUAUUACGGAAGUGUGAGGACAAGAAAGCUCUCUGGCGUCGUGUGUCUCGCCUGCCUUGAGUGGAGGAGGACGAGAGGAAGAGUGUGCACAGGGACGUCAGCAGGAUUGGGUUUCCGUGGCGACUGGAGAGACUCAGUGGUGCCCAUGCCUCUGAACCUCACAGCCUCAGCAGCCAAGAAUGCCUUGGGAGUGAAGUCUUGUGGAUGAAGACGCCGUCUGCAGAACAGCUUGGUAUUUGGGACUAACGGACCGAGAGGACCCGACCAGCGUGCCGCAGGAUGACCAGCACGGGUCCCGCCAGGAAGCCCUACCGCAAGGCUCCCCCCCAGCACCGGGAGACGCGCCACAGCACGCCCGUGUUCCGCGAUGACCUCUCCGCCGGACCCCCACCCCCGCUGACCGGUGGCGCCCAGCCCGACCCCCCCCAGGAGUCCUUAUCAGACUCUGACAGGAUCAAGAUCCUGCAGCAGCAGAAUGAGGACCUGCGGAGGCGGCUGACCCAGACCACACACAAGAUGGAGGCCAUGGAGACUGAGUGGGAGGCCAGCCGCCACUACAUGCAGGCCGAGAUGGGACGCACACGCGACGACCUGGACAAGAUGAGGGACAAGUUCCGCAGACUCCAGAACAGCUACACUGCCUCUCAGAGGGCCAACCAGGAGCUGGAGGAGAAACUACACGCUUUGCUGCGCAAAGUGGAGCGGGAUAAGAAGACGAUGGACCAGGAGAUCGUGGAGCUCACCAACAAGCUGCUGGACGCCAAGAACACCAUCGACAAGCUGGAGGAGCUCAAUGAGCGCUAUCGGCAGGAUUGUAAUUUGGCGGUGCAGCUGUUGAAGUGCAACAAGUCUCACUUCCGAAACCACAAGUUUGCCGACUUGCCUUACGAGCUCCAGGAGAUGGUGAACAAGCACAUGAAGAGCUCUCUGCCGGACCAUGUGCAGGGCGGUCAGGGGGCACAGGGUCAGCAGGACUCCGACACUCUCAGCCUGACCCCGGCCGACGUGGUGCCCACUUCCGUCAUCGCCCGCGUGCUGGAGAAGCCCGAGCCGCUCGUGCUGAACUCCGCCCAGUCCAGCAGCGGCGCCGGCCGGCCCGUGGCCGAGGAUGUGUUCGUGCACGUGGACAUGACCGGGCCCGGCGGCGACCGGGGCGAACGCGCCAGCUACGAGAACGGAGGGCCGGGGCACGCAGCAGGGCGCCCCCCGCAGGCGGUCGGCGGGAGCGCAGUGCAGCAGCUGAACGGAUCGUGCCGGAGGCAGGGCAGCCUGGACGGUCCGGCGCCGGGCGGCGCGGAGGAUGCGGGGGGGGUGGCGGCAGCGUUCGAGAAGCUGAAUCCGUACCCGGCGCCCCUCCCCCCUGCCCACGCGCUCUACCCGGGCCGCAAGGUCAUCGAGUUCUCGUCGGACGACAAGGUGAAGAUCCCUAAGAACAGCCCGCUGCCCAACUGCACGUACGCCACGCGGCAGGCCAUCUCCCUCAGCCUGGUGCAGAAUGAAGAGGGGGCAGCCAGCGAACGCCAGCGUCCCUCUCCGGGCAGCCCUGCCGGCUCCGAGGGGGGGUGGCGCUCGGGGGGGUCGUCCUCGCCUGGUGGGGGCAGCAGCGGUCACCCUUCCUCCUCCUCUCACCACCACCAGCGCCACCACCGCGGGCACCAGGCGGGCACCCCUCCGCACGCCGACCCCCCGUCCAGCCAGUCCAGCCCCUUCAGCAGCCCUCCGCAGCCCCCCAGUGCCUUCGCCAGCUCGGCCAGCUCCGAGGAGGACCUGCUGGCCAACUGGCAGCGCAUGUUCGUGGAGAGGAUGGCGCCAGCGUCCGAGGGCACGCUGGUCAACCGCACGGCCUUCAGCAGCGAGACGGCCGCGGCUCUCCAGCACAGCGCCAGCGCUGGACGACCGCACCCCCACGCCCACCCCCAGGCGCUCGGCCCCAUCGUGCCCAGCAGAGGCAGCUCCCGCGGGGCCUACUCGGACGGGGAGGAGGGCUCCUCCACACGGAGCUGGACGGCCAGCCGCGAGUCGAGCCUGGACACGGACACGGGCAGCCUGGCAGACCUCCAGUCCAGGAGGGGGCAGUACGGAGCGGACUUUUCUCAGGAGGAGAGCGAGCGGCUGCUGAUGGGGCUGGACCCGCUGGAGGGGGACGACGGUGGCAGCGGAGACACGGCCGUCACCCUGGAGACCGUCGCCCUGGAGACCGGCCCGCCGAUGAGCGUCACGGGCGAGCGCCAGGACUUCCUGGACGAGGACGAGGAGGCGGGGUCUGUGGGUAGCUCUGGGGAGGAGCGCGAUGUCCUGCCGCAGGACUUCCCCCCGUUGCCCCCGCGCGUACUGGCCGGCCUGGAGGACUACGCUGCCGAGACGCCCCCCCCCUGCCCCCCCCACGCCGGCCUCUCCGUCGGACCCCCUGCACGGCCCCUCAAGAGCCCCAAGAGGAUGGGCGUCCACCACCUGCACCGCAAGGACAGCCUGACCCGCGCACAGGAGCACGGCAACCUCCUGGACUAGCGGCCCCAGGCCCCCCUCGCUCGCUCUCUCUCUCUCUUUCACUCUCUCUCUGUCUCUCUCUCUGUCUCUUUCUCUCUCUCUCUCUCUUUCACUCUCUCU
This is a messenger RNA of Alosa alosa (allis shad), 3116 nucleotides long. It is a transcript of the gene tjap1, whose product is annotated as tight junction associated protein 1 (peripheral). The record is from RefSeq and is a predicted model, not a curated record. Gene Ontology annotation, biological process: Golgi organization. Gene Ontology annotation, cellular component: trans-Golgi network. NCBI's taxonomy places the organism in Eukaryota, Metazoa, Chordata, Actinopteri, Clupeiformes, Clupeidae.